GCCGCCGGCGGGGCAUUGCCCUUUUAAGCUGUGGCCCCACUUGCCUCCUCCCCGGCUCCCGGAGGGGCUCCGCCAGCAGCCGCCACCUCCCUCCCUCCCUCCCUCCCUCCACCCGUCCGUCCGUCCGUCCGUCCCUCCCGCUCCCGGCGAGCGGCAGCUGCGGGCCGGGCCGCGGAGCGCGGAGCCCCCGGGCUGCCCCUGCCCUCGGCUCGGGGACCAUGGGAUGCUGCACCGGGCGCUGCACCCUGAUUUUCCUCUGCACUUUGCAGCUGCUUGCUGCAUUAGAGAGGCAAGUGUUUGAUUUCCUGGGCUACCAGUGGGCCCCCAUCCUGGCCAACUUCCUCCACAUCAUCAUCGUUAUCCUCGGCCUCUUUGGCACUAUCCAGUAUAGACCUCGCUACAUAGUGGUGUACGCCAUCUGGACUGCAAUUUGGGUCACCUGGAACAUCUUCAUCAUCUGCUUUUACUUAGAAGUGGGAGGGCUCUCAAAGGACAGUGAACUCCUGACAUUCAAUAUCUCCCGGCACCAGUCCUGGUGGAGUGAAAAUGGUCCUGGCUGCGUAAGGAAGGAGGCGUCAAUGUCUGGCAUCAAAGGGCUGGACAGCCAUUCCUACGUCUCUGUGAUCGGCUGCGCCCUGGAGUACCGGUACAUCGAGGUCAUGCACAGCUCCUUCCAGAUCCUGAUCGCGCUGGUGGGCUUUGUCUACGCCUGUUAUGUUGUCAGUGUUUUUACAGAAGAAGAAGACAGCUUUGAUUUCAUUGGUGGAUUUGAUCCAUUUCCUCUCUACCAUGUCAAUGAAAAACCCACCAACCUUUUGUUCAAGCAGACAUACCUGCCUGCGUAAAUGAGGAGGAGCCAGAGGAUGGACCAGCCUUGCACGGCACCAAAGGUGCUGCAGAAAACAAUCCCCUGGGGCCUGGAUCUUUGGCAGAGGAAAAGCAGGAUGGUGAACUCCAUUCCAUUUUUUGUUCCUUGUCUUCUUUUCAAACGCAAUGAAUGUACAUUGAAGAAUGGCCAUGCAGUUGGUUUUUAAUUCUCCAAGUGCCCUGAUGAACCUUUUCUACCAUCGCCUGGUGGUACAAGCCAAGAAAUGGCCUGAAAAAGCUUCAGGCAGAACAAGUUCACCAAGAGCAUCUCUCCAGAGAUACAGUUGAGGUCGGAGCUGCUUCCUUGUGCCAGGAUCCAUACAGAAGGAAGCACUGUGGAACACCCUGGGACAUUUCCUAUGUUUUGUAGUUAGCUUCUUCCCCUUCUUCUCUCCCUUGUUCUGAAAAGAGCCUAAAUCCCCUAACACAACUUCAUCUCCUCCUUGCCUGCAUAGAACUAGGUGGGAGCUAUUUACAUUUGAGUUAUUUAGGCUUUUUUUUUUUUUUUUAAAGUUAUAGAUGAGAGCUCUUCCCUCAUCCUGUCCAUUCAGGGCUCCCUUCUUCAUUCUUUAUACAUAGUCAGCAUCUAAGCAACAGGCACUUGUCCUGGAUUUCAGUGGUUUGUGACCCAACUCCUAUAAUACUAAACAGCUAAAAACAAGCACCAAGUCUUUAAUCAGCAUGGAGCUUAGCCCCAUUUCAACAUGCCAAGCCAUUCACAGAGCAGCUGGAGCUUGCUCUGGGUUUGCCCAUUUACAUUAAAUUAACACUGGUGUAGCCAUACACACAGCCAAAACCUGCUGCGGGACACUGGAAAUGCCCAGUUCUUCAUGGAUCACAGAUGCUUUGGUACCUGCCUUCUUCACCAGGCUUAUUCCAGACACGAGUCUAGCAGCACCCCGAUGGAAGGGAUUUUUGGGACACAAUUUUGAGGGGAGGGAAUGGGUGGAAGGGGGAAUAUAAGUGUAAUUAAGUUGCAUUAAUGAGCUGCAGCAAUUAAUUAAAAAAAAUCCAAACACAAUACACAAAAAACAAUGCCAGUUUUGUUAGCAAUGUCUCCCAGCACAUGAAGCAUCAAGUGGAAAAAGGGCACUUGUCAGCAUUCCAUGGCUGGUACCUUCCAAGUGCUGGUGUAAUUCCUUAUUGUCUUGCCUAAUCUGGUUGAGAUUACUUGGGAUUUUUGAGGAAUGCUUUUCAGAAGAGCCAAGCUAGAAGCCACACAAGGAAGGGGAAGUGAGAGGGAAGAAUUAAAAGAAAUAAAAAUAUUAAGUGCUAAGUCAAA
Molecule: messenger RNA, 2149 nt
Organism: Columba livia (rock pigeon)
Lineage: Eukaryota; Metazoa; Chordata; Aves; Columbiformes; Columbidae
Gene: NKAIN4
Product: sodium/potassium transporting ATPase interacting 4
Exons: 7
Coding region: 219-845 (208 amino acids)
Biological process (GO): regulation of sodium ion transport
Source: RefSeq, a predicted model, not a curated record